This is a messenger RNA of Ictalurus punctatus (channel catfish), 3850 nucleotides long. Its product is annotated as DEP domain-containing mTOR-interacting protein. NCBI's taxonomy places the organism in Eukaryota, Metazoa, Chordata, Actinopteri, Siluriformes, Ictaluridae. The coding region runs from base 139 to 564 and encodes 141 amino acids. The transcript is spliced from 5 exons. Gene Ontology annotation, molecular function: protein binding. The record is from RefSeq and is a predicted model, not a curated record.
CUGUAGUUUAAACAUUUACACACACACACACACACACACACACACACUCCCAUACACCUGACACAGACCUUCGCACACACUCCUCAUACAUCUCUGAAGCUCUAGGUUUUUAGUUGAUGAAGGUGACAGAAUAGCAGAAUGGGACCUCGCACAGCAGUCGGGCCAUCCAAACAGAUGAAGGUCGCCCCUCAGGAUCGUCGUGGUAGCAGGAGUGAUGGGUAUUACAAUGAUUCUCCUGUGCUCAAUAACCCAAAGUCAGUGUUGAAGAGGCAGGUGAGUCCAGAAGAGCUGCAGACACCUGGAGGGAAAUAUCUAAAAAGGAUAUUCACUAUCGUCGGGGAUGCUGUGGGCUGGGGGUUUGUUGUGAGAGGCAGCAGUCCAUGUCACAUUCAGGCUGUGGAUCCAAGCGGACCAGCUGCUGCUGUUGGAAUGAAGGUAUGUCAGUUUGUAGUGUGUGUCAACGGAGUGAAUGUUUUGGAGAUGGACUACCGGACGGUCAGUCAUCUCAUCCUCACCGGACCUCGCACUGUCGUCAUGGAGGUGAUGGAGGCGCUCGAUUGCUGAGGAUAUGACUAAACAAGCUACUCUAAAAAUUCAAAGAAGUAAUUCAAAAACAAUUGGAAAAAAAAAAAGUUCACUAACAUACAAGGUGAUGAGUUGCUGCAACAGACUGCUAAAAAAAGAAAAGAAAAAAAAAACCCUGUAAAUUGUGACAGUACCCAUCAUAUUUGUAAAGAACAACCCUUUGUGUUUGCUGUUUGUAAAACAGCUCAGGUGCAGAGGGACAAUCUUUGACCCCAACGCCGUCUAUUGCAUGGCAACGUUUAUAAAAUGAUAAAUUGGUACGAAACAAAGAAUGGUUCUCCGUAUUAGAUUUUAAACAUUAGACAGUUUGUAAGCAGACCUGAAAUACCGUGAGGGGAAAUAAGUAUUCAGACACUUUUGUUUUUGUUAUUUAAUAUACGUCCUGUGCAUAUUUCCGCUUCAAAUGUACACUCAUGAUGUCUUUUUUUUUUCUUUUCGUUUUUAUAAAUAUGAACAAAAACACGUAUAGUCCUAAGCAUUAAACAAUUAUAUCUUUUAAGAAAUUGACUAGAUUAAAACAUUUCAAUAUAUAUCAAAGGGAAAAAAUAUAUAUAUUAUGUAUAGAAAUCAAAUUAAAAAAAAAAAAAAAAAAAAAGAAUAAAAUUUGCCCUUGAGCAAAUUGUAGAUUAUUAUUGGUGACAUUAUUAUAAAAGAUGUUGCAUUUGGUUGGGAAGAUUUCACGCAACAAGUAGCAAUCAUGGUGAAGGUGAAGGGGCUUCCUAAAAUUCUCAGGUACAACAUCACUCGAAUGGAAAUUAGCUACAGAGCCACCGCGAAGAACUUAAACAUCCUCUUAAACAUAGAACCAUUGUUUUGAUGAUCUGCAGGUGCGUCACACGCAGUAUUUCACAACAUGCCCUCAGACUAAUGAUAAGGAAGAUUAGAGAGAAGCCAACAGUCGCUGGAAAUGAGUUGCAGGAUGACCUGAAAGCAGCAGGAACAACAGUGACACACAGAACGAGAAGCAACGAACUGCACCACAAUCAUCCUCAUUCCUAAACCUCACACAAAACUAAAAGAGAAACAUCUAAAAACAUUUAGAAUCAGAAUAAUUUACUGACAAAAACAAAGCACUCUUUGCCAAUACUUCAGCUCAUCACGUGUGGAGAAAGAAGCGUCGUGUCUGAUCUUUAAGAACAUUAUGUCCACGGUGAAGCAUGGGGGUGGGAGUUUCGUGAUAUGUUCUGCUCCUCUGCAAACAGUACCGGGGCGUUACACGUCAUGAUUGCCAGAAACACGAAUGAAGUGAUGUACUGGGACAUACACGACAUACAGAUCAAAAGUUUGUGGACACUCGACUCAAAUGUCUCUCAUGAUGUUAAAAAGCUUUUGAUCUGAAGGUGUGUGAUUAAACAAUUUAUUUACAAACAAAAUUUAUUUAAACGGACGGCUCGGAGGGAAAUAUUUCCGAAAAGCAGCCGAUAAGAGUCCGGCGUCGGGGCGAACUAAUAAUACUUUAAUGCUGUUUAAAAAGCAUCUCGGGGAAAUUCCUCAAGAAAUCAGUUGAGAAAACGCUUCUUCUAGUCAAAAAGGGCGUCUGCUUUGAAGAUGCUAAAAUGCCCUUUUGGGAUUUUUUUAUCACAACACAAUUCACAUAGUUCCCUUUGUGUUACUCCAGAGUUUUGAUGACUUUAUUAUUAUUCUAAAAUGUGGGGGGAGGGGAAAUAAAAAAUAAUGAGUGUGCCUAAACUUUUGACCGGUAGUGUAUAAGAGGAGAAUUUAAUCUCAUCAGCUAAGGAAGUGAACCUGGGGUGAAGCUGGACGGUUCAAUAACCCCAAGCAUACAGCACAUAAUAACACACGUGAGAAAGAAAGUGAAGGUGCUUGCAUAGACUAGCCAAUCUCCUGACUUCAUUUAUGGAGGACUGCCAAGAGGAAUGCGCCGAAAUCGGACCACGAUGCUGCAAAAAGAGAAUGAAUUCUUACCAUAGACGUCUCGAAUCUGUGAUUUCCAACUAACGUUACUAAUAUGAUUACCAACCGUACUAAUGUUGAUCAUUCAUGGUGUCUAAAUACUUUUCUUUUUUUCCUUAUCUCUUUUGUUUUUAAACAUAUCUUUGUUUAUGUCUAUACAUGUUUUUUUUUUAUAAAGUCAUGUUUAUAAGUACAACGUCAAAGGAUACUAUGUGUCUAGAUUUGUAGUGGAUAUAUGCACUGGAAGUAUAUUAAGUGCCUGAAUACUUAUUUCCCCUCACUAUAUUAGCAGAUAUUGAUUAGUAGAUCUAAGUUUUCAGUAGACGUUAUCAGUACUUAUCUUACAGAUUUUAGUUAUUGAUUAUCUGAGAUAUUGAUUCGUAGAUUUCCAUUUUCUCAGCGGUUCCUAGUUAUCAAUUAUUUUGGUAAAGUCCCAAUUUAAACUAGCAUACUGUAGACAUAUACAUAACAAUAUAUACACAUCUAUACACAUUGAUUUAGCUGGUCAGUUUAACCACAAGAGCCCUACAGGUAGAGUGGGAAACGGUCAAUUUUAGAAAAUUUACCUUCUGACCAAUGAAAUAUGAGAAUUUAACAGUGCUGUGGUGUCAUAACUUAAAAAUAUCCAGGUUAUACCAUAAUCGAUUCUUAUAUUAACUAACCUAACUUGCUGAUCUAUUAAGCAGCGGAUAUUUGGCCCAGUAAACUGAGAACUCCAGUUAUAAACGUGCUGUAAUUAUGGCUUUUGCAAUAAAACCAGUAUACACCUUUAAAGCACCCUUAAUAUUUAGCACGAACAUUUAAAAUAAUACAAAUUAGUGACGGACUGCUUUAAUGUAUUUCUUAUUAAAAGCGUAUUAUUAUAAGUACAAACUAUACAAUGUAAAGUACACAAUAAGCAUAAUUAAAACGAUUUCGUUUGUAAAAAUUUAAUUCCAAACAUAAUUAUACGUUGUCACUUAAUUCAUGAUAAAUACAUGUGCCACAGAAAGUAUUACCCAGAAUAUAUUGCUCAUUUGUUCUAUAUUCAUUGCUUUACAAUGAUGAGUUUUUACUUCAAUAGACAGUUAAUAAUGAUGAUUUCUGUAAAUGAACAUACUAAACAUACCUCCGUCUCGUUAUACUGCAUGUACACACUGUACUUAAUUUAAAGAUGCAUGUGAUUGGGUUUAAUGUGUAAUGUGUGGUUAUGGUAGAGUACUUGCCUGUGCCGUGUAGUUGUAGCAUACAGUCUCUUCGUUUAACUUAGGAAAAUAUAUCCGGUUAAUUGGUUUAUUCUUUCUUUAGGUUUCUGCUACAGUUAUAUGUCUUUGUCCAUGUGUGCACUUAAAAUAAAUUUCUAUGCACGCAA